This is a messenger RNA of Empidonax traillii (willow flycatcher), 2290 nucleotides long. RefSeq names its product rhomboid domain containing 2 (gene RHBDD2). The coding region runs from base 1 to 1131 and encodes 376 amino acids. The transcript is spliced from 4 exons. The record is from RefSeq and is a predicted model, not a curated record. Gene Ontology annotation, molecular function: serine-type endopeptidase activity. NCBI's taxonomy places the organism in Eukaryota, Metazoa, Chordata, Aves, Passeriformes, Tyrannidae. Gene Ontology annotation, cellular component: membrane.
AUGGCGGCGCCCAGGGCUCCGCCGGCCGCCGCUGCCCUCACGGUGCUGCUUUCGGUCGCGGCUUCCGCGCCCGGGAUCCUGCGGGGUGUCCCCUCCUCUCGCUCCGCCGCCUCGCUGCGCCCCGCCGCCCUGCGCGACGGGGAAGUUCACAGGUUGGUCACCUACACCUUUGUCUAUGAAGAUCUGAUCUCCCUGACCUGCGGUGCCGUUGCCAUCUGGUACUUUGCUGGCAGCUUUGAGAGGAACGUGGGCACAGCGAAGCACUGCCUCCUCACCAUCACCUUCUCCGUGCUCUCUGCCCUCCUCUACCUCCUCCUGGAGCCCCUUGUCUCCCGGGUGUGGCAGGUGGGAGAUGCCAAAGGGUUCCUGCCGGUGGCUUUUGCCAUGCUGGGUGUGUCCACCACCCGCUCGCGGAUGAAGAGGACUCUGAUUUUCGGGUGCCGGGUUCCAGUGGUGCUGGUGCCCUGGUUUGUGCUCUGCAUGGCGUGGUUUAUCCCCCACUCCUCUCUCCUGGGUAACCUGUGUGGGCUCCUGGUGGGGGAAGCCUAUGGUCUUGGCUACUGUUUCUGCCUGGAUUUUCCAGAGUCAGUGGGCUCUAAGCUGGACCGGGUGUUCCCUUUCACUCUGCUGAAGAGGAUCCCAGGGCUGAAAUACAUCCCAGGGUCCUUAGCAGAGAGAAGAGCUUCUGAAAACACCAAGAUUAACCCUGCACCAGGCACUUACCCCACCCAAAACUACUACUGCCCUUCGCCUCCCGCUCUUCCUGCUUCCCAGAUGCAGCAUUCCAACGCUCAGAGCCAGGGCUUUCAUCACAGCUGCGCUCCGGGACAUGGCCGGGUGCCGGGACACGAGGGAUCUCAGCAGGGCCACGCUGCAGGACACAGCCUCAGUUCUUCCCGCUGCCAAUCCAGAGGUGCCUUGGGAGAGUGUUGUGGGCAGGCCCACGUGGGAGCCUCCUCAGGACAGUGCUGCCAGCUGGGCACGUUCUCUCCCCCUCAGCGCGUGUGCCCGACUGAUCCACAGCCACCAGCGGGCGUGGGCCCCCUGGCUGGUGCUCAGCAAGCACCAGGGUAUCCAGCACCCACAGUGCCUGCUGCUGCAGCUGAAUUUACCAGAGUCCAGGUGUACUGAUCCUCCAGGGAGCAUCAGGACUCACGCAGGGGCAGGACCACUGUGUGAUGCUCAUGCAGCAGCGCGUUGCUGGCAUCUUUGCUGUGUCUGGGGUGACUGUUGGAAUGCAUUGGUAGCUCCAAUGUAAGCCAUUCCCCUGCUCCCUGGCACAGGCUACUUGAAUUUCCUUUAUGAUUGGUUUUUUUUACUUUUUAAUAUUGGUGGAGGUGGGGACUGUAUCAGAUCAGUGCACUUCUCAUCCUUUUGAAGUCUUUUUUCGUUGCUGCAUUUAGCAGCUGGCUUUUUCCACACUGCCACUAGAGUUCCAGUGCACCAGCUCCCUGAGUCAAGGUGCAAAUCUCACUGUCAAAACACUGGAGUUUAACUAGGCUGCAGCUAAAAGCACCUACUCUUCUUUUACAUUUACACUUCUGUCUUGUUUACAGGUGUGAUGUAGCUAGGACCCAAAAGAGGUGGGAAUCAGGCAAGCCUUAGUUUAUAACUUAAAUUUUUGAGUGGAGGAGGACAGAUGUGUGUUCUACUGGUGACUUCCCCACUAAAAGAUUGCCAUGAAGAGAGCUUGUUAAACCAAGCUGGGGCAAGAGGAUAGAACACAGAGCACCUUUUUCUGCCACCACAAAACACAGCUGUAAAAUGCUCAAGGUCCUUCUUAGCUACAGUCUGUGCCUGCAUCAACAUGGUGCCUUCAUUUUCUGAUAGCACUGCACCGGCUCAGCCUGUGUCACCAGCACUUGUCAAUAAGGCCACCUCAGAUGCACGAGAAGUACUGGGAGACUCUUCAGUAACAAAUUUUGGCCAUUUGUGGGGCAAAUGUUUAUAAAUCCAAGGAAUGUUGCAGUGCUGUUGGGGGUGUUCACACUGCUCAGCUUUAGAAGUCUCACCUACCAAUAUUAGCACGAUCGCUCUGUUUUCUUCAGAGCUGGUGGGCAGGCGUGUGGGAGAGGGGAGUUUUCAGCAAAGGAUUUGGAGCAGGUUGCACUGUUUGGUGCCUAUGGCUGUAAUGAAGAAGGUUGGUCGAGUUGCAGGGAUUUGAGAGUUAUUCCCAGCUGCGUAGCUGCUGGACUGUGCCAUGCCCAGGAGGAAUCUGCUGUCUCUGUGUCUGUAAAUCAGCCAGGAUCUCAACUAUUGCCCUUGACUCUGCUCAGAGUUUUGUUGAGUU